AUGGUAGCUUUGAAAUCGCUUUUUCUGGCCGUGUCAUUGGCGUCUUUGGCGGCGGCUUCUUCGCAGCGCUUUUUCGAGACAGAAUCAGGUCAUAAUAUAGAUAUAAAACCUUUGCCCAGAGAUCCGACCUUGACUCCCAACGCCUCGCAAGUUUUGAGGACAGGACGCUCCGGUGCUAUCAGCUCCGACUCCGAAACCUGCAAUCGGCUUGCUGUAGAUCGCAUUUUGAAGAAAUUCGAACACAGUAACGCUGCAGACGCUGCCGUCACGGUAGCAUUGUGUCUGGGAAUGAAGAAUUUCUUCUCCAGCGGUGUGGGUGGUGGUGGAUUUGCCGUCUUUGUAGGCGGGAACAAAAACGUUGCGGAAACGGAUUCAAGUCCUCUGUUUUUCGACUUUCGCGAGCGAGCGCCAGGCUUGUCACACAAAGAGAUGUUUGACAACAAACCAAACGCGUCCCAGGUCGGUGGUCUUGCCGUGGGUGUUCCAGGCGAGCUGAAAGGUCUCUACGAGCUGUACGAAAAACGAGGCAGUGGCCAUGUGAAAUGGAAGGAUCUGCUCGAGCCUGUCGUGGAGCUUGGAAUAAAAGGCUGGCCCGUAAACGAACUGACGGAAGCGGUGCUAAAAAUGUACGAGCCUUACUUCCUGGAACACUCCGACGACUGGAGCUUUGUACUCAACUCGGACAAAAACGAAACACUGCAGUAUGGUGAUACCAUGAAAAGAACCGCAUUUGCACGGACUCUGCAAGAGCUCGCCAUGAAUGGUACUGCUGCUCCAUUUUACGAUCCCACCCACCGGAUCGGAAAAGCCAUUGUGAAAAAGGUUAAAGAAAGCGGGGGUAUAAUCACAGAAAGCGAUUUGGAAAACUACUACGUAAACAUGUCGAAGCCUCUUUCGACCAAGAUACGUGCAGGAUGGGCUAACGUUCCCAACAACGAUCUGGAGGUUUUCACAAGCAGUGGCUCGAGCUCUGGAGCCGCACUACUGUCAGCACUCAAAAUUCUGGACCACUUUCCAAGCGCCAAAGGAGGCGACUACACUCCUCAGCAGGCCUACAUCUUGGUCGAGUGCAUGAAAUAUAUGUCCAGCGCAAGAAGCCGCUUGGGCGAUUAUUCGUUGGAAAACAAAAUGCCAGAGCGGAUCCAGGAAGUCUUGGAAGCGAAUUGGACCGAAACGGCCGUCAAGAACAUCAACGCCAACCUCGAAACUCUCAAAACUUUGGCCAGCUGGAAGGACUACAAACCGCUAUACGAGUUGACGGACCCCCAUGGAACCACUCAUUUCAGCGUUGUGGACAAAUAUAACAACGCUGUGUCGCUGACUUCCACGGUCAAUCUACUGUUUGGAUCGCUUGUACAUGACCAGGAGACUGGUAUUCUAUUCAACAAUCAGAUGGAAGAUUUCUCGCAACCACAGAGGUCCAAUGCAUUCGGUCUGGCGCCUUCCGUGUACAACUUUGCCGAGCCAGGAAAGAGACCACUAUCGUCUGCGGCGCCAGUGGUGGUUCUGAAUGCACUGGGCCAAACCGAUUUGGUAAUAGGCGCCUCUGGAGGCUCUCGGAUCACGCCCAGCAUUUUUCAAACUUUGGUGCGUCUUUACUGGUACGACAUGCCACUUCUGGAGACGAUAGCGUAUCCAAGAGUCCACCAUCAACUGCUACCGGACCAACUCGAAGUCGAGAGUCUAAAACUGCUGGGCAAGGACACCGUUAAGUCGCUGCGCCAGAUGGGCCAUCACGUGAUCGAAGAGUCGCCCAAGAGUGUUGUGAAUGCCAUCAAGCGUGGUGUGGGAGAAUGGUACGCAGUGAGUGACUACUGGAGGAAAAGAGGAAUGUCAGUAGCGUACUGA
Molecule: messenger RNA, 1848 nt
Organism: Lachancea meyersii CBS 8951
Lineage: Eukaryota; Fungi; Ascomycota; Saccharomycetes; Saccharomycetales; Saccharomycetaceae
Source: the annotation of a GenBank genome assembly